This is a messenger RNA of Theobroma umbraticum, 952 nucleotides long. RefSeq names its product Chaperone DnaJ-domain superfamily protein. The record is from RefSeq and is a predicted model, not a curated record. Lineage: Eukaryota; Viridiplantae; Streptophyta; Magnoliopsida; Malvales; Malvaceae.
UUUCUUUCUUCAUAUCUUCUCACAUUUCACAAAGUUUCCCAAGAUAUUUUCUCUCUCUCUCGUUCGCUCUGUCCCCAAAUACCCCCUUACAAAAUCAACAGCGACAAAGCAAAGACUAGUGUUCCAGCUUUGUUUAAGUACAUUUGAUUUCGUGUUUACCUGUUUCGGUUUCGAAGCUUUAAGCAAGCUAUGAGCUUUUUGUAGUUCCGUUUUUCAUUUUGGAAGGCGGAGAGAGAGAGAAAGAGAGAGAGAGAGACGCAGGGACGGUUUUGGACGGCUGAGAUGGAUCGGGAAGGAGGAUCCCACGGCGGAUCCUGUUAUUACUCCGUUCUCGGGAUUCGCAAGGACGCCUCCUUCUCUGAUAUCCGCACUGCGUAUCGUAAGCUUGCUAUGAAAUGGCAUCCGGACAGAUACGCCAGAAAUCCGGGGGUCGCCGGAGAAGCGAAACGCCGGUUUCAGCAAAUUCAAGAAGCUUAUUCAGUUCUCUCCGACGAGACCAAGAGAUCAAUGUACGACGCCGGUUUCUACGAUCCAUUGGAAGAAGAAGACGAAGACUUCUGUGAUUUUAUGCAAGAGAUGAUCUCGAUGAUGAACAACGUGAAAGACGAGGGGGAUAGCUUCGAGGAUUUGCAAAGGAUGUUUGCGGAAAUGGUCGGCGGAGAUGCCAUGAGCUUCGACGUCAACACCGAAACGUCGGAGACGAAGAGGGCACGUGUCUCAAAAGGCAAUGCAGCGAAACGGAACGGUUCUCGCUGUUGACCAGUGGCGGCCGCCGUAUCAUGCAAACUGAACACCCCCACUGCCUCCCUAAUCCCACAAUUAGUAACUUAAUUUUAGGGCUAAUUUCCUUAAUUAAGGGAAAACGGGGGUGAAUUUAGGUUAUUCUAGGAAAAUUGUUGUGACUUUUUCUUAUUGUUAAUAAUAAAAUUUCCUCUUUAUUAAAUGUUUUAAA